Molecule: messenger RNA, 6249 nt
Organism: Diuraphis noxia (Russian wheat aphid)
Lineage: Eukaryota; Metazoa; Arthropoda; Insecta; Hemiptera; Aphididae
Gene: Smr
Product: nuclear receptor corepressor smrter
Biological process (GO): regulation of transcription by RNA polymerase II
Cellular component (GO): chromatin
Source: RefSeq, a predicted model, not a curated record
GUCCCCAGCGGAGAAGUUUUUUUUUUUUUUCCCGUAGGCGGAACACGAAGAUAAAUAAUAAACAGCCGAAAUGAGGAAGAAAAAAUUUUAAAAUUUCCUUCUCGCGUUACGUUUUUUCUCGAAACUCGACGAUCGUUCGCAGUGUAGUCAGUGUACCCCCGCGGCGCGUCCGCGACCCGAUACCAUACCRUCGUGUCUCGUGUGCCGUCUGUCCGACCGACAGACAGACAGACCGACCGACCGUAUWUUUUCAAAGUGUGGUAAUCUUUAUCGUCCAUCGCGUAUCGCGUGCGACGUGCACGGAGGAGUUGUGACGACGAUGUACGACGCGUGGUCGUACGGAUAACGACAACAACAGGAACAACUACAACAACAACAACAAUAAUAAUAAUAAUAAUAAGAAAAUUAAAAAACAGUGCAGAUGUGUCGGUUGGAAAUCUUCGGUACUUCGUCGUUGUUAUCCGAAAUAUUCGACACCCGGAUCUGAUGUUGAGGAUUUAAAUCGCUGGGAAAAAAUAUACAAAAUGGCAAACAAAGAGAUUUGGUUCAGUUAAAACUGUUAUGGAAGCUGUACAACAAACAGUUAUACAUCUGGAUCGUGCUGCAAUGCCUUCACAAGCUCAAAUGGCUUAUCCUCAAAGAAAUCCUCAAAUUCACGGGAGAAAUGUUAAUCAUGGUGUAGUUCAAGUACCAGGUGAAAAUGGGCCAUACAAGCCCUCUGCUGGUACUGGCCAAGUUCAUAAUAAUUUUGUUGGGUACCCUGCCAAUAUACGAUAUGUUUCUCAACCUGUGUACAUGUCGUCUACAACUACAGCAUCAAAUGUGUAUAGAGAUGCGCCUUUUCAUUCUAGAGCAUUAAAUAUAUCUGAUAGAGGAGUUACAAUUGGUGUUCCUUUUGAAUUAGCCAGAAGCGAUAUGAUGCCUACCGUUGCUAGGCAAAAUCGUAUAUCUUUGCUGUCUGCAACAAGUGAUUAUUAUCAACGAAGUCGUAUGCAAAUGGAACAUUAUCGAGAUGAAUCAUUGAAUCAUAACUCUCACAAUACAGUUUCUAUGAACUUUAUGAGAGAAAGACCAGAUCAUGGUCCCCCACCUCCUAUGAAAAAACCAAAAUUACUUCAUCCUAUUUCGCCUCAACCGCCUCUAAAAAUUGAUAUAUCCGAUCCUCCUUCUACAAGUGCAUACAAUCCUCAAGUAGAAGCUAUUUCACCUACUAUUGAUGAACCAAUGCCAGAAUAUAAAGUUACUAAAGUUAAUGAUAUUACUCCAAAAUUAAAUAAACUUGAGAGUGAUAUAAAUAGUAUUAAUCAAGAAAUAGAAGACUUGAUCAAGUUAAAAGAAAAUUAUGAACAAAAAGAAUUGAAUUCAGAAGUUACUAAAAUAGAACCCGAAGAAGAUACAUUAAAAGAAUGUGAAGAAGAAGACCAAAUAAACUUUUUGACUCCAGUUCAACGAAUUUAUGCAUCAAACAGAAAAAAAGCAUUAGAAUCAAGAAUGAGCCUAGAAAAAUUUGCCAAUAAAACUGAUCUUCCUUUGUAUAAUCAACCAUCAGAUGCUGAUAUUUAUCAUGAGAAUAGAAGAAAGUAUUCAUUAUUUAAAUCCACUUUAUUGGAACAUCUAAGGAAAAAGAAAAUGGAGCAACUACARAAGAAAACUGAAAUUACUGAAACUUAUUCUAAACUGUAUAAGGAAUGGAUACGUAGAGUUGAAAAAAUUGAAAGCUCACAAAAAAGAAAAGCCAAAGAAGCAAAACAUAGAGAACUAUUUGAGAAAGUAUUCCCAGAGUUAAGAAAAGCACGUGAAGAUAAAGAAAGAUUUAAUAGAGUUGGUGCUCGUAUUAAAAGUGAAGCAGAUUUAGAAGAGAUCAUGGACGGUUUACAAGAACAAGAGAUGGAAGACAAAAAAAUGAGGUCUUACGCUGUUAUACCACCACUAAUGUUAGACCCUCAUGAACGACAUUUAACUUACUUAAACAACAAUGGACUUGUGUUGGAUUAUAAAACAGAGUAUAAUGAGAGAAAAUAUGUCAAUAUUUGGACACAGCAAGAAAAAGAAGUGUUUAAAGAUCGCUUUAUUGCUCAUCCAAAAACUUUUGGUGCAAUAGCAUCUUUUCUGGAUAAAAAAUGUCCUUCUGACUGCGUACAAUAUUAUUAUUUAAGCAAACCCAAAGAGGAGUACAAAAGAUUAYUACGCAAAGCUAAAUGGCAAGCAAGACGCCGUACUGCUCAAAAUCGGACACCCGCUAAUAGUUCAUUGAAUUCGUUAGACAUUUUAAAUUCAACUUCUAUUGGUGUUACAACUAGACUCCAACGAGAGCGCCAGGGCAGUGAAGCAGCAUCAUCAAAUUUAGCACAAAUUUCUGCAGCUCAAAAUACAAUAGCUGAAAAUGAAGAGACUCCUGCAUCUGUAGAAGUAGAAGUUGCUAUUGAACAAGGUGCUAAUAAUGAAAUCGAAACUUCACUAACAAAUAAAAAUCAAAAUAAUGAAUCUGUUAAAAAUUUGAUACAGACAUCAGUUACAACGUCACACACAAGUGAAUUAAAACCUGAAUCCAAAAAGAAAGAAAGGCGAAAAGAUGAUAAAUUAAAAGGAGAAAAUACAAGUACGACUGAUGAAGAAUUAAUGGAUUCUCAACAUGAAACUGGGUCUAAAGGAGAUGUACCUAAAGGUAUGUGUGCGGUUUGUAAAGCAGAAAAUGUUGCAUGUCCCAGGACUCUUAAUCCAUCAGAUGCAGCACAAUAUGGUGUGAAACCAGAAGAUAUUAUUCCUGGUGCUAGGGUUUGUAACACUUGCCGUUGUAAAGUGGUUCGAUCCCAAAAUCGUCGUGUAAUAUAUUGUCCGUUACCAUCUUGCCCUACUGUUCAGUCAAAUAAUAGAAGACCAGUUAAAAGAUUACGACCCUUACCUGCCAAAUGGAAUACUGCUCAAGAUAUCAUAGCUUCAGAAUUUCAAAUUGGUCCGACAACAACAAAAUGUUGUUCAGCUUGCUUUAAUCGUAUUCAAAGACGAUUAAUGGCACUUGGAGUAGUAGGAACAUCAAGCAAUAUUAGUACUGAUACUUUAGAUGGCUGGACUGAUGAAGAAACCAAUGCAUUAAAGAAAGGAAUUCGAGAACAUGGCACUCGUUGGAGUGAAAUAAGUAAAUUAGUUGGACCAAAUAAGAGCCACUAUCAGUGCAAAGAGUUUUAUUUUAGCUUCAGAAAAAAACUAGGUUUAGAUCUUUUAGUACAGGAGUAUAAAAAGACAAAUGGUAGUGAACAAAAACCUGCUCUAACAGAUGAAGAAGAGUCAGGAUCUAGUACUUCUAGCUGUGAUGAGACUAACCUUGUUUUGUGUGACAGUGAUACUCAAAGUGCACCUUCACCAACAAAUACUUUACCACAGUUAUCUCCUCCACGUGAUACCAAUAGUCCGCUUCAAGCGAAAUUGACUGCUAAAGAGGCUCGUGAUAGUGAAAAUUCUAUUCGAUCUACUGUUGUCAAAGAAGAUUAUGAUAGUUCAGCUACUGAAACUGCUGAUGAAGGGAUUGGAGGUACAGCUGAAAAUGAGUCUAAUGUGUUGCAACAUUCCAAUAACGAAUCUGAGGAAAAAGAAAAGAUUGUAACUGAUUUAAGUGUGUCAGAUAUUUUAUCUGAUGUAAUUGAAAAACAAUUUACUAAAGAACAUUCUAAUCGAGAGAAGGAGAAUGGAUCUAUGCCUACAAUAUCAUCCAUACUUUUGGAUCCUGAGUAUCCUAUUAAAGAUAGAAAUACAGGAUCUAGCAAUAAUGAAAACAAACAACAGUCAAUGGCUACAAUAUCAAUGGUUCCUACACCACCUCGGGAACUUCACAAUAAAGAUGGUUUAGUUGUUGUUCAAGUACAAUCUUCUAAAGUUUCUGAAGUUAGAGUUCCMGAAGGUGUAACUCUUGAUUUAAGUAUCAAAAGACCCAGAGAAGGAGAUUCUUAUUCCGAUCCUCUGCCAAUCAAACAUGCACAACCCCCACCACCACCUGGUGCAAUGUACAGAACUCCUCCCACACAAAUUCAUGAAACAAAUACAUUUUAUUCUCCACAGUAUGCUGAAUUGGGACGAAGUGGCAAGCAAGGUGAAAUAUAUUGGACAAAAAUAUCGCCAGCAAGUAAUCAUGUCAUGGUCCAUCCAUCGCAAUCUGUUCCCCAUGUAACUGUUAAACAGACAUCGCACAUAAAAUUACCAAAUAAGGUAACGUCGCCUCAAUUAUCUGUAGCGAAUGUUGUUUCAUCAAAGUUAUMCCCUAACAUAUUGAAUAAUUCAAAAGCUACUGGAUCCAUCAUGCAUGGUACUCCUGUCUCAGCUGCAACUUUAUACAUGCCUCCACAAUCUAACCGUUAUUCUCAGCCAUCACAAGCUCCUGGUGGUUCUAUUACUCAAGGUACUCCUGUUCACCAACGUAUGUUACACAAUUCAAAUCAAAACAUGAAUGCAGAUUAUUAUCAAAAACGCAAUCCUCAGCCUCAAUAUCAAUCGAGACAGCCUCAUUAUAGUGAGCAACGACAAAUCAUAAUGAAUGACUAUAUUACUUCACAACAAAUGCAUUCUAAUGUUGCUGCUCAAUUUCCUCGAGUUCAAAAACCUCCAGUUACUAGUCAGAUGUACUAUCAACCUACUCGUCAAGGUGUAAUACAACGUCAUAAUACGGCUCCUAAAGCAGCAUCUCCACAAACUUAUCCUCCAGGACACGAAGCCCUAGGAUCUUUGGUUGAUGUUGCAAUAAGACAGCCCAGCUUACCAGUACCUUUAAAUCAUUCUGACGAUAGACAUAGAGAACAAGAUCGCUAUGUAAGAGGUUCUCCAGUUCCAAAACCUCAUAUGUACAGAGAGCAACAAAGACAUGAGCAUAUGCAAAGGGAACGUGAAAUAGCUGUGCAAAGAGAGCGAGAAAUGCAAGCAGUUGCACAAAUUAGAGAACAGCAGCAAAGAGAUCAGUAUAUUAGAGAUAAGCAAAUGAUGCAUCAUCGGCUUACUCCUGAACAACAUUCAAGAAUGGUCGCUGCUUCGUUUCAACAACAACAUCAACGACAGCAAGAACAACCUAGAGUUAUGCAAAUACCUUCUACUGUCUCUUCAUUUCAACAAUCAAGAUCAAAUACUCCCGUAUCUAGGAAUCAAGAACCACCACCCAAUAUACAAAAUAGAGAUAAUGCUGGUAGUGGUAGAGUUUCAAGACAAGGCACAGAAUCCCAUGCGUUAACUGCAGCUAAUUUAAUUGAUGCUAUCAUCACACAUCAAAUAAAUCAGAGUAAUGAUGGAAAUGGACAUCUUCCUAGUGCUGCUCCAGUCACCAAUCAGCAAGCACAUCAACAGCAACGAGCUGGUGAUAAGUUAUUUCAAUCAUUCCCAGAAGCAAAUGAAAAACAAAAUUUAAAACCACGAGGUAGUCCAGAAAUGAGUCGUCCAGGAGAACCAUAUCCACUAGAACAUCCUUUUAAAGAAUAUCCCUUUAAUAACAUGUUAGCUGCGGGCUUUGAGCCUCAUACUUGGAAGCUUCGCCGUGCUCUACAACAAAAAGAAUUUGAACAACAAAUGAAAGAUGACAAUAGUCGAGUUCGCUUUUACCCAACUCAAGCGGAUAAACCUUUAUCGCCUUUAGAUUAUGUUAAAAAUCGGAUUGUUGAAGUAAUGCGCACAUCAGAUGACGACAACAAAAAUGAACAGGCUUACACUUAUCCAUUUUCAGCUGCAAUUAAUAUGUCUGCAUCGGCUACACAAAAAAAUAAUGAAUCAUCUGAUCCAAAUGGUGGUGGUGGUGGAUCUAUGUUAACAGCCCAAUAUGAGCCAAUGUCUGAUGAGGAUUAGUUCUUCCAUAACACAGGGUACAUAUGUGUUUAAAAAGAUUUUUAUGUUUAAAAAUCUAGUCUAGUUUGUUUUUAUUUUUUACUUGUUAACCCAAUUUCACAUUAAUAAUCAUUCAAAGUAAUUCUACUUCAAAACUUACUUAUGUAUUGCUUGUUAAGUAAGUAUAUCAUUGUCUACAUUACAUUUUAUAUUUGUUGUAUAAUAUGUACUUAUGAAAUAAGUAUUGCUGCAUAARUAUAUUUCAUGUAAUCAUCAUAAUAGUUUUUUAAAUGGUUACUGAUUCUUGGGACACAAUAGAAAUUAAUUAAAAACAACCAUUUGUAUUCUGUAAUAUUAAAAUAACCGAUUAGUUGACACAAUGCAUAAUUGUCUUAUUCAAAUUUUUAAUAUGCUUAAAAAGUAAAUUAAUUAUACAGCUCAUUUGUUAAUAUUUAA